Messenger RNA from Rhizopus microsporus ATCC 52813, 630 nucleotides. RefSeq lists its product as uncharacterized. The record is from RefSeq and is a predicted model, not a curated record. Lineage: Eukaryota; Fungi; Mucoromycota; Mucoromycetes; Mucorales; Rhizopodaceae. The transcript is spliced from 2 exons. Bases 1 to 630 code for a protein of 209 amino acids.
AUGAAAAUCUCAGUUCUCAGCUUAGCCGUUCUUGCCUUUGGUUUACAAUCUGUUGCUGCUGCCUCAUGUAGCUGUGAUCCAAAUGAUACUGACUGUUUGUCAGAGUGUGUUCAAAACACCAAUAGCUGUAUCGAUAGUUGCCGUGGCGACACUACCUGUUAUCAAAACUGUAUUGGUGGUUGGCCAGGUGUAAGCGAAUCCGCCGAUGCUACUGCUACUACUGGUGCUGCUACUACUGCAUCUGCUACAUUAUCAGGUCCCAUUGGACCCUUGACACCUUCUAGUCGUCCCGGUGCCAACAGCAUUACUGAAUCUUCUGCUACCACUACAUCUCGCGUUCCUUCUGCUGUUACAUCUGCAGUUGCCUCGGUUACAACCAGUGCUACAACUGCCCCAAGCUCUGCCGUCUCUGCAGCUACUUCAUCUGUUAUUUCUUCAUUCAGCUCUGCUGCCAGUAGUAUUGUAUCAGCUCAAUCUUCGGCUGUUUCAUCUGUCGUCAGUGCUGCUUCAUCUAGUGCUGCUGCAUCCACAGCUCCAUCAUCCACACCCUCUCCUAAUAGUGCUACCGGCUUGGUUCCCGCAAUUGGUGUCACAUUGAUCUCCGUUGGCCUUGCGUUCUUUGCUCUUUAA